Messenger RNA from Spinacia oleracea (spinach), 2826 nucleotides. RefSeq names its product protein CHUP1, chloroplastic. Lineage: Eukaryota; Viridiplantae; Streptophyta; Magnoliopsida; Caryophyllales; Amaranthaceae. The coding region runs from base 665 to 2563 and encodes 632 amino acids. The record is from RefSeq and is a predicted model, not a curated record. Gene Ontology annotation, biological process: protein localization to cortical microtubule cytoskeleton. The transcript has 4 exons. Gene Ontology annotation, cellular component: cortical microtubule.
AUUAAUCCAAGGUAUUCGUUAUUCCCUUCCCCUUUUUUUUGCUUUUUUUUCUUCCAUUCACCAUCAUCAACAUAUUCAAUUUGGCCAUCCUUUUAUGCUUUUUUUGAGUUUGCUUUGAGUUUUGCUAGCUUGGUUUGUUUGAAUUUAAAUACGGGCUUUAGUUUUCGUGAAAUAAAGGGUUUGGCUGUUUAAAGGUUUCUCGAAUUUUUGUAUGAGAAGGUCUGACGUUCUAAAGAGGUAUUACCGUAUUAGUAUGUGUUCUAGCAACAUUUCUAAGAGAAAAUGUUGAUUUUGGGUUAUGUUUGAAUUUGCCACCUGGGUUUGUCACAAAAUUUGUUCUUUUGCAAUUCCGUUGUAAAUGAUCAACCACAACAACCCAAAAAAAAUUGGCAAUUUAUAUCUUAUUUUGGUCAACUUUUAAGAGGGAAUUUGCUUAUUUUGACUUAAUUAUUGAAUUCUACCUUCUGGGUUUGAUUGAAUUUUGUUAUUAAUUCAAAUCUUUCUUAUUUUGUGUUCUAGGUUGUAAGAUUAGAGAUGGAGGAUGAUGAUGAAGAUGGCACAUGAUCUCUGUUUUAUUCUCUGUUCUUGUUUUCUGGUUUAAUUUAGUGGUUUUAAUAGAGAAAACUUUAGUAUUAGGAAAGAUUGACUAAUAAUUUAAUAAAAAAUGAUGAUGAUGAUGAUAAAUGGAAGAAGAGAUAUAAAACCAAUUUUGGUGAAAUUUGGUGUGGCUUUAGCACUAUCCUUUGCUGGAUUCCUCUACUCUCGAGUUCGAAUCAAACGGAUCAAGCCAUCUGAUCCCUCUCCUUCUCCUACAGUUUCAGAUUCUGAUAAGAAGGUUGAUUAUGAUGGGAGAUUAAGGGUUAAGGAUGAUCCUCAACCCGAAAUGGAUUCUGUUCAUGCAUAUGACAAGCCAUGUAUUAGGGUCCGUAUUGAUAAUUCAUCAAUGCAUGCCUCACCUAACAGUAGAUAUAGUGGAGAUCGAGAUGGGUUCUUGUUACCAGAAUUUGAACAGGUAGUCAAGGAAUUUAAUGCAGUAAACUCGCCAAAGACAGAUGGGGAGAGUUUUACUGUCAACAAGGACUUACCUAAAUCACUUAGAAGAGUAGAUAGGGAUGACUAUGAACAAGAAAUUGUAAACCUUAAGAAGAGGAUAAACUUCCUUGUAGAAAGAGAGAGAAAGCUUGAGGUCCAGUUGCUUGAGUAUUAUGGCCUUAAGGAACAGGAAACAGUGAUGAUGGAGCUUCAAAACCGUUUGAGGAUCAAUAAUAUUGAGGCUAAGCUUUUCUUGAUGAAGAUAGAGAAUUUGCAGUCAGAAAACAAGAGGCUAAAGACUCAGGUUGCUGAUUACUCUAAGGUUGUAUCUGAGUUAGAAGCUGCUAAGGCGAAAAUCAAACUGCUAAAGAGGAAGAUUAGGUCUGAGGCUGAGCAAAAUAGAGGACAGAUCUUAGACCUUACACAAAGAGUUGUGAAUUUCCAAGAGCAAGAGCAUGAGCAAGAGCACGAGGCUAGCACUAGUAUUUCUGACGAUCAUUCUGAACUACAAAGAGUAACUGAGUUGGAGGCUGAAGCCGAGGAAUUAAGAAAGUGUAACGAGAACUUGCAGCAAGAUAAUGCUGAUUUAGCUCAGAGAUUGGAAUCCACCCAAAUUCUUGCGAAUUCCCUUUUUGAAGAUUCUCAGAAAGAGGAACUCCACAAAGCUAUGGUUCAACUAAGGGAAGAAAAGGAGAAGUUCACAAAGGAAGUUGAGAGGCUUCAAGAAGACAGAUGUGGUGAUGUGGAGGAACUAGUCUAUCUCCGUUGGAUAAAUGCCUGUUUGCGAUACGAAUUGAGGAACUACCAUCCCCCACCUGGUAAAACAGUUGCCAGGGAUUUAAGUAAGUGCUUGAGUCCCACUUCCGAGCAGAAAGCAAAGCAACUAAUACUCGAAUAUGCUAAUACUGAAGAUGGAGCUGACAAAGGGCCACCUAGCCUCAUGGACUUUGAUUUUGAUCAUUGGCCUUCUUCACAACCUUCUUAUCUUACAGACAGCACAGAUUACGACGAGUCCUCUGGUCCUAGUUCUGUUCACAAAUCCCACCCCAAGAAAAUUAAGUUCUUUGCUAACCUAAGAAAGUUAGUUAGAGGAAUAUCUGGUCAUCACCACCAUCAUAAUCAAGAUAGCCGAGCUUCUUCUAUGUAUAAAUCAUUUUCAGUUGAUGACUUAGGGAGAAGGUACUAUGAAGCAGGACAUAGUGGCUCAAAAAGCCACCCCCAAAGUCCAAGAUUCGCAUCAUCUUCUCAAAACUCAAACAAUUCGUCAAUGGAAUAUCAACCACUCACAAGCUUGGCUGAAGAAGAUGAGAAUUCUAGUAGAAUGACCGAUUUGAGAUCAUCAUCGUCACAGGGUGGAGUGAGUUAUGUGAUUGGAAGGGAAAGAACUGGAAGUUCUUCUCCCUUAGAUUAUACACCAGAAGAAGAGUCAGAGAAUAGGCGAAAGUCAGAUUUGGCAAAGUAUGCUGAAGUCUUCAGGGAUUCUAGAUGGAUACAGAAACACAAAAAAUCUGCAUCAUAUAGUACUGGAUGAGUACACCUUGAGGUAACAUAUAAUGUUGACUCUUAACUUAGGCCUCCCUGUAUACAAAAGAAUUAUUGUGAAGUCAUCACAACAUCCUCAACAUUUUUAAUUUGAGGAUUUUCUUAACCAAUUUUGUGUAAAUUAAGAAAUAACAAGGUCGGAUGAAUAGAAAUGGUUUGCACAUACGAAAAUGUAUAAAUUAUAUGGAUCACUGAUAUUUAAACAAGUGAUUGGAUUAAGUUCUGUAUGUUAUAUGGAGUAAUUUGGUACUA